This is a messenger RNA of Symbiodinium necroappetens, 762 nucleotides long. Lineage: Eukaryota; Dinophyceae; Suessiales; Symbiodiniaceae. The record is from the annotation of a GenBank genome assembly.
AUGUUUUGGCUCGGGCUCACAAAGAGCCGUACUGCAGCUAUGGAGACGCUCAGGAUGGGAUUUGGUCAGUUGCAGAUCGAGAACGGCACCCUGCUUGUGCUCGGUGACCAUGUGGAAGUCCAGAUGCGACUUGUGGAAGGGCUGCGGCACCUGGUUCGUCGAGACAGCACAGAACACAUGUGCGAAUACCUUGCAGGUAACAGCUUCCAGAGACCACGUGCCUGGUUCAAUUCUAUGCGAGCUGACCCCAUGGGCUGGGUGGACAUCACUCAGGUGCAAAAUCUAUUUGCCCGCAUGGAAGUGACCUCGGAUCGGCAGACGCUCUUCCGAUUCCUCAGUUACAUAAUGGAAAAUCCCUGUCCGUCCAUAGCUGCUGACCACAGAGAAGCUGCCGCUAUCGAGAGUAAGAAGUUCAGCUUCAACGGGUUCUUGUCGCUUAUCUGCCGCUGCACUACAUCGUGGGUGCUUCACCGGGUCUUGGUCAUGCUCAUGGCCGAGUCAUCUGGAGCGCUCGCGACGGAUCUCGACAUCGCCAACAGGUGGAUAGAACUCCAGCGGAGGAUAAUGAUCUCGCUUCUAGUGAAUCAUCGCUUCUGGGGCCGGGAGUCGCGACAAGUCCUGUCAGCUCUACAACCACCAAUGAUCUCUACUGCGAUGGUCGAGGAGCUACAAGAGCUCAGCCAGGAGCAGUGGAAUGCGCUCUUCCAACGCGUUCGAGCGCAGGGUUUAGCCUCUGUGCUUCCCCAAUAUGAUGGUUUGUGA